This is a messenger RNA of Jaculus jaculus (lesser Egyptian jerboa), 2240 nucleotides long. It is a transcript of the gene Ghitm, whose product is annotated as growth hormone inducible transmembrane protein. The transcript is spliced from 9 exons. NCBI's taxonomy places the organism in Eukaryota, Metazoa, Chordata, Mammalia, Rodentia, Dipodidae. The record is from RefSeq and is a predicted model, not a curated record. The coding region runs from base 166 to 1203 and encodes 345 amino acids. Gene Ontology annotation, cellular component: mitochondrial inner membrane.
CGGAUGUUGCGUCAUGCGGUGAGCGGAGCGCAGGCCUUGAGAAGGGGACAGAGGUCCGAGGGAGACACACGCUCGGGGUCUCGCAGGCCGGGAAGGGAAGCCGCGUGGUUGAGGUGACCGGGAGCUGAGCAACUCAGAUCUGCUUGGAAAACCUGGUACAUCACCAUGCUGGCUGCAAGGUUUGUGUGUCUCCGGACACUACCUUCCAAGGUUUUCCACACAACUUUCACCAAGGCCUCCCCCGUUGUGAAGAAUUCCAUCACAAAGAAUCAAUGGCUCCUGACACCCAGCAGGGAAUAUGCCACCAAGACAAGAAUUGGGAUCCGCCGUGGGAAAACUACCCAAGACCUGAAAGAAGCAGCAUUUGAACCAUCAAUGGAAAAAAUAUUUAAAAUUGAUCAGAUGGGAAGGUGGUUUGUGGCUGGAGGGGCUGCUGUUGGUCUUGGAGCACUGUGCUUCUAUGGCUUGGGACUGUCUAAUGAGAUUGGAGCUAUUGAAAAGGCUGUAAUUUGGCCUCAGUAUGUGAAGGAUAGAAUUCAUUCUACCUAUAUGUACUUAACAGGAAGUAUUGGGUUAACAGCUUUGUCUGCCUUGGCAGUGAGCAGAACUCCUGGUCUCAUGAACUUCAUGAUGAGAGGCUCUUGGGUGACAAUUGGUGCAACUUUUGCGGCCAUGAUCGGAGCUGGAUUGCUGGUGCAUUCGUUACCAUAUGAGCCUAGCCUGGGCCCGAAGCACCUUGCUUGGAUGCUGCAUUCCGGUGUGAUGGGUGCGGUGGUAGCUCCCCUGACGGUCCUGGGCGGGCCUCUGCUCCUCAGAGCUGCGUGGUACACUGCUGGUAUUGUGGGAGGCCUCUCUGCUGUGGCCAUGUGCGCGCCCAGCGAGAAGUUCCUGAACAUGGGGGCACCUCUCGGAGUGGGCCUGGGCGUCGUCUUUGUGUCCUCGUUGGGAUCUAUGUUCCUUCCACCUUCUACAGUGGCUGGUGCCACUCUGUACUCAGUGGCAAUGUAUGGUGGGCUAGUUCUUUUCAGCAUGUUCCUCCUGCGUGACACUCAGAAAGUGAUCAGACGUGCAGAAACUGCACCAGCGUUUGGAGCUCACAAAUACGAUCCCAUCAACUCGAUGUUGGGAAUCUACAUGGAUACAUUAAAUAUAUUCAUGCGAGUCGCCACCAUGCUAGCAACUGGGAACAGCAGAAAGAAGUGAAAGGACAACUGUGGACACCCGUCUGCUGCAUCGAAUGUGCUGUUGCUUAGUAAAGGCAAAUAGUAAGCAGCUUUCGUCGAGGUUUAGAAGAAAAGGACAUGUCUCCAUGUUUAAUAUGUUCAAGUAGUGUGACCCCACCCCCCAGGCUUCCUUUUUCUAGAAAAUAAAUUCAGUAGUUCUCUCCCAAGUAAGCACAUAAAUUUGUAACUGUCGUGUUUGAGUAAAAAAGCUUUAAUGGUUGUGAAAGCUAAAAUUUGUGUAUAAGAAUUUUAAGUAUUUUUAACUUAACAUUAGCAACUAAGUAUAUCUGUAUAUUUUGAGGCAUGGAGAGUGUUGUAAGGGGUGUAGAGGUUUUGAGUGUUUGGGGUAUAGCACUGAUCAUGCUGAGCCAGGAGACACGGAUGCAGGAGAUUUUCCCCUCUGCUCUCCACGUGCUUUUCCGUUGUCAGGACAAUUCAGAAUGUUCAUACUGAGAAUCCCUGGAGGAAUUCUGUAUAUGUGGGUUUUACUUUUAAGUCUCCUAUAAACAAGAUAUCUUUAUUUUCAAGGUAAGAUACUCCAAAGCAUGUGGUUUGCUUAUUUUCAAGUAUAGAGGUAAACAUUUGGUGAAGUGUAUUGCAUAUGUUUGGGUAUCUAAUUGAACACAUCCUCGAUUCCUCAGCACUGAGCUUUAACAGCCUUGUCAUAAAAGCUAGUUUGUGGUGCACACUGAUGAGCUAUGAUUUUCGCACAUUCUCUCUCAGACCAAACAUAAAAAGGCAAAGUAAAGCCAGUUGUCUUGUGUCUGCGUGUAAUGAGGAACUGCUUCAUGACUUUGACUUGGAACACUCUCCCUCCAUACAUUAUUGCUUUUGUGACAUUUUUACAUUGUUUAGAUACAGAAGCUAUUUUUGGAAGUCUUCAGCAAAUGGAAGGGAGCCUAUAUGACAAUUUUGCUGUUUUUGAGAACUAUUUAUGCUAGUAAUCCAGAAAUAACUAUUUUAACCAUUUCAGAGUCCACAGAAUGCUUAUUUCUGAAAUAAAAGUUCCAGCCAGAA